CCGUCCCUCCUGCUCCUGCUGUACCAUCCCGAGGAGGCUCAGAGACCGGCCAGGCGAGCCCCAGCAUGGCACGGCCACCCGUGCUCUGGCUGCUGCUCCUGCUGGGGCUGGGGACGGGGGGCUCAUCCUCCUGCUGGGACCCCCAGGGCCAGCCCCGCCGCUGCAUGCCUGUCUUUGAGAACGCUGCCUUUGGCCGGGCCGUCCAGGCCACCAACACGUGCGGUUCCCCCCCUGAGGACUACUGCCUGCAGAUGGGCGCCCGCCACGCCAGCGCCCUGUGCCACCGCUGCGAUGCCACCGACCCCCGGCGCCACCACAACGCUUCCUUCCUCACUGACUUCCACAGCCAGGAGGAGAGCACUUGGUGGCAGAGCCAGUCCAUGGCUUUCGGCAUCCAGCACCCCAACUCUGUCAACAUCACUCUUCAUUUGGGCAAAGCCUACGAGAUCACCUACGUGCGGCUGAAGUUUCAUACCAGCCGCCCUGAGAGUUUCGCCAUCUACAAGCGCAGCCGCGCCGAGGGGCCCUGGGUCCCCUUCCAGUUCUACAGCGCGUCCUGUGAGAAGACCUACAGGAAGCGGCUGCGGCACUACCUGCGGCCCGGGGAGGAUGAGCAAGUGGCUUUCUGCACAGACGAAUUCAGCGACAUCUCCCCUCUGAGUGGGGGCAACGUGGCCUUCUCCACCCUUGAGGGACGGCCAAGCGCCUACAAUUUCGACGGGAGCCCCGCGCUGCAGGAGUGGGUGACCGUCACUGACCUGCUCAUCUCAUUGAACCGGCUCAACACAUUUGGGGAUGACAUCUUCAAGGACCCCAAGGUGCUGCAGUCGUACUACUAUGCCAUCUCAGACUUCUCCGUGGGUGGCAGGUGCAAGUGCAAUGGCCACGCCAGUGAAUGUGCACCGGACGAGGCCGGGCAGCUGGUCUGUGUGUGCCAGCACAACACGACCGGCACCGACUGCGAACGCUGCCAGCCCUUCUACCAGGACCGGCCCUGGGCUCGCGGCACUGCCGAGGCCGCCAACGAGUGUCUGCCUUGCAACUGCAGUGGCCGCUCGGACGAGUGCUUCUUUGACCGGGAGCUGUACCGCCGCAGCGGGCACGGGGGCCACUGCCGAAACUGCCGUGACAACACUGCCGGGCCGCACUGCGAGCUCUGCCGGCAGAACCACUAUCGCUGGGAGCCGCAGGGAGCCUGCCAGCCCUGCCACUGCCACCCCGCAGGGUCCCUGCACCCCCAGUGUGACAGCUCGGGGACCUGCCUGUGCAAAGCCAAUGUGACGGGCUGGAAGUGCGAGCGCUGCAAAGAUGGGUACCACAGCCUGAGCGAGGGCGGCUGCAGACCCUGUGCCUGCGACCCCGCGGGCAGCGUGGGCACCUGUGACCCCAACACAGGGCAUUGCACCUGCAAGGAAAGGGUGGAGGGGCACCUGUGCAACAGGUGCCAGCCAGGCUGGUUCAACCUGCAGCCCCACAACCCUUCCGGCUGCACCAGCUGCUUCUGCUAUGGCCACUCCACUGCCUGCGCAGCGGCAGACGGCUACGAGGUGACCCACAUCCGCUCCGACUUCAGCCAAGGGCUGGAGGGCUGGGCGGCCACAGCGCCAGGCACUGCGAACCUGCCACUACGCUGGGCUGGAGGGGAGAUCGUCACCGAGUGGGAUGGGGAGGAACCAGUGGAUUUUCUUGCACCAGAGAAGUUCCUGCAGAACCAGCGUCUCAGUUAUGGGCAGCUCCUGUCCCUGCUGCUGGGAGCAGAGGGGAACGGGACGGGGAUGGAGAACGGGGUGCCUCUGCUCUGGGUCCAGCUGGUGCUGGAGGGCGAGGGGAUGGAGGUCACCAUGUCCAGCAGUGAGAGCCGGCCCCAGCGCGGGAAGCAAGCUGUCACCUUCAGGCUACAUGAGGCAGAGGAGGGUGCGGAACCUUCGCUGUCAGCCAUCAGCUUCCAGCGCCUGCUCUCCAACCUGACAGCCCUCCGCCUCCGCGUCCGACGAGGCCCCGUGCGAGGCAGGUUGUUCCUGAGCCAGGUCCAGCUUGUGUCCGCUCGCCCCGGGCCGGGGGAGCGGGCGGGCUGGGUGGAGGAGUGUACAUGUCCUCCAGGCUACACCGGCCAGUUCUGCCAGUCCUGCGCCCCUGGCUUCACACGAGAGAUCCCAUUCGGCAGCCCCUUUGUCACCUGCGUGCCCUGCGCCUGCAACCAGCAUGGGGACUGCCACCCCCUUACAGGGCACUGCCAGUGCUUGCACAAUACCGAAGGUCCCUCCUGCGAGCGCUGCAGCCCUGGGUUUUAUGGCAACCCCUUCAUCGGGCACUUUGAUGACUGCAAACCAUGCCCCUGCCCUGACCGCUCACCCUGCACCCAGGUGCCGGGCAGUGGGGAGGUGGUUUGCACCCACUGCCCCCCUGGGCAAAGAGGAAAACGCUGCGAGCUCUGUGACGAUGGGUUUUUUGGGGACCCCCUGGGGCAGAGGGGUCCCGUGCGUCCCUGUGUCCCCUGCCAGUGUCAUGGGAACGUGGAUCCCAACGCCGUGGGGAACUGUGACCCUGUGUCCGGCCGGUGCCUGCGCUGCCUGUACAACACGACGGGCGAGCACUGCGAGAGAUGUCGGACAGGCUUCUACGGGGACGCGCUGGCUCCCAGCCCUGCUGGGAAGUGUGCACCUUGUGAUUGCAACCCCGAUGGUUCGGUCCUGGAGCCGGAGGAAUGUGAUCCCAGCACAGGGCAGUGCCGCUGCCUCCCACACGUGACGGGUAGGACCUGCGGGCUGUGCCAGCCCGGCUACCACAGCCUGCAGCCCACCGUGGGGUGCCAGAGCUGCCAGUGCCAUCCCAUGGGGUCACGGGACAGCGGGUGCCACACAGUGACAGGACAGUGCUCCUGCCAGCCGGGAGUCACAGGGAAGCGAUGUGACCGAUGCCACCAUGGCUUCUUUGGCUUUUCUGUCAGAGGAUGCCGAGCCUGCAACUGCUCCCCACUGGGCUCCGUCACCCUGCAGUGCCACGAGAACAGCACCUGCCUCUGCCGCCCUGGCUUCGUGGGCUACAAGUGUGACCAGUGCCAGGCCAACUUCUUCCUCGACCCGCCGAGCUCCCACUGCCAGCAAUGUCCCACCUGCUACGGGCUGGUGAAGGAUGAGGCUGACCAGCUGAAGGCCAGGCUGCAGGAGAUGGAGGAACAGCUGCAAAAACCAGGCUGUGACACCCGCCUGGGCCAGUCCCUCAUGCUGGGAGAUGCACCCCGGGGAGACGCGCUGCCCAGUGCUCACCUCCUGCAUGGUGUCCGGGUCACCCUCCUGGCGCAGGUGGGGCGGCUGGCAGGGGCGCUGGGCACCAUGCAGGGCCAACUCAGCAAUGCCAGCCAGGCCAUAGGCUGCUCCAGCCACGGACCCCCCAAAACCUGCAUCCUGCUGUCGGAGAUCGGGGCCACGCUGCGGUCGGCACAGCGGGAGAUCCUGCAUGCCGCGGACACCCUGGCUACCACGGAGAUUCCCCCGGAAAUCCCUCAGCAGCCCACAAACUGGAGCCACCAGGUGCUGGAGGCACGGGAGCUGGCCCAGAGCCACGAGGACAUGGUGGCGCGGGUGGAGGCGGUGGUCGGGAGAGCACUGCGAGCCUCCAACACCAGCUCCCAGCUCCUGCGGAGCUUGCUGGAAGGGAACACGACGUGGGAGAUGCAGCAGGAGCUGGAGGCCGGGUAUGAGGAGAUCCAGCGGGCACGGGAGGAGCUGGCUGCUGGUGUGGUGGAGGUGGCAGCAGAGACCAGGAGAGUGUUGGCAGCUGUGCAGCAGGUGAACGCAGACAUGGCCGAGAGGCUUCUGCAGGUGGCUGCGCCGGGGCAGCAGACGCUGCCGGCGCAGGCUGCAGCCCUGGCACAGGAGCUGGCAGUGCUGGAGCAGGCAGUGCAGGCGCAGGAGCCGUCGGCUCGGCAGGCUGUCGAGGCAUCCCGUGCUCUGGCAGCAGGAUUGCGCCAGGAGCUGCAGAGGACUCACGGCUUCGAGCAGCUGCGGGACCGGGCUGGCUCUGCCCACAGCACGGCCACCUUGGCCAUCGCACGUGGAAAGGCCGUGCUCUCCGACACGGAGUCCCUCCUGGCCAACUUGGAAGGCAUGAAGAAGGUGCUGGGACACAGGAAGGGCCAGGCUGCCCUGAGCAGGAGGAUGACACUUGUGCGGGACAGGGCGAUGGUGGAGGCCCAGAGGAAGAUUAAACAGGCAGAGAAGACGCUGGGAAACUCCUUGUCCAUCUCUACCACAGCCCGGAGGAAGGCUGGGGAGGCUGAGCAAGUCUCUGGGGAGAAUGCAAAGAGGGCACAGGCUGUGCUGCAGGAGGGCAAGCAGACCCGCAAGCAUGCCAGCCAGCUUGCCACACGUGCCAAUGACACCCAGCGGGAGCUCUCACGGCAGGAGCACGUGGCUGAGAAACUCAGGGGGGACCUGGAGGAAACACAUCAGGUGGGGAUGGAGGUGAGUGAGAUGGCAAAAAGUCUCCAGGAAGCCCGGGGCUUGCUCAUCUCGGACAUUGAGACCCUGAACAACCUGCUGAGCAGCCUAGGCAACCUGGAGCAGGCAGCACAGCUGGAGCCAGUGCUGAGCGCCGGGCGGCUGGAGCUGGAGCGGCUGUGGCUGCGCCUGGCGGCACCGGGCAGGCUGUCCGGCCAGCUCAGCCUGCUGCAGCGCGAGGCGGAACGGCAGCGGGAGAAGAUCGAGGCGUUCGAGAGCGACUUGGCUGAGAUCCGGGCUGACAAGCAGAACCUGGAGGACAUUUUGCGGAACCUCCCCGAGGGCUGCUCGAAGUGGCAGUGACAGGUUCCUGGUCACCACCCCGUCACCACUGUUCCCCCCUGCGCAGGGAACGGCAGAGCAAAGGACACCCUGCGGUCACCAGCAUCGAUCCCUCCCACUGUUCGUCAUGCUGCCCACCACACAAUAUCACACCCCAGGUCCUUACCUGCACCAGGUCAGGCUCAGCACUCUGAGCUCUGCAGCAUGGUUUCAGUCACCAGCUCUGUCCUCAGGGCAGGGGGACAACCAUCUACCAGGGACCACCGAUGUGUCUGUGCAGGAGACGGAGCACUCACAGGGUUGGUCUCUCACUGUGGAGGGAACAAAGAGCUGUCACAGCUCUCUAUACCAGACACAUCUCUCCAUCCCUCCUUCCCCACUGCAACAUGGUGCACCAGGGAGGGACAACUUAUCAAGUAUGGAAGGUACCAAAGGGGUGUCCCUCCUGCCCCAGGAGGAGAUAAGAGAGGCUGUUGCACAUGUGCUGGACCCUUAACCAGCUCUUGGCAGGCAGGUGAGGCAUCCUCUGCCUGCUUGCAGGGUAAGAGCAGCUCUGCACCUGCUAUUCCCCUGCUCCAGGGUCACACAGUGUCCUGCCCCAGCUCUGCUUGACUCACUGGAUGUCAUCAGGUCUGGCUAUAAACCAGCCCAAUUGCCGGUGGUACCAGGGGCUGGGUGGAAUGGGAAUGCACCAGGCAGGGAGGUGGAAGAGCUGACACUUGCAGCUGCAUCACCCCACAGCCCCCAUCACCACCCACACACCCUCACAGACACAGAACAGCUGGACACAGCCAGUUCCUGCCAGUGUCACUGCCGCGGGGUGGCAGAGGUCGGCGGCUAUAUCGCCUUUAAAGGAAAGGCAUGUGCGUUCCCCCCCUGCUCCCUAGGCUGGGCUGUGGGGCCAUGCAGGCAGCAGAACCAGGUCCUUGUUCAGCCCUGCCACGCUGGCUGUGCCGUGACUCCAAGUAGCAGUGAAAUCACUCACCUAAGACCAGAAACAAGUUCCCAGGCUGGAGCCCGGUUCACUUUUUAACCCGUUUUACCUGUAUUCUUCUGCUCACAGUUCUGGAAAUCAGGUUUGAUAAGCCUUAUGUAAUGUUCUAUGUAAAACUUCUGCCAUAGACAUUGGAUCACCCACAGCAUCAUCUCCAGUGGAUUCAGUGGUCUGGAAGUGACACAAGGAUUUCCUACCACAAGCAAACCAUCUCCCCCCCAAUUCUGCACAAAAUCUGCCCAAGGAGUGGGGUGCCAGAGCUGCAGUGCUGCAGGAAUGUCAUGGCAGGGUGUCCCCUCUCGCUACCCAAGAAUAGUUCUGCAAAAGCAAAACCGUGCGAGUGCACAGCGUGCUUCAGCUUGGCCGAGAGGCAGGAAGCCACAGCCACUUACCGUCUCCCUGGCUAGACAAUUCUACAGCUCCAAUCAACACAUCAAUUUGCUGCUCUUACAGAAAUGUCAAGCCUCUGCCUUGUGCCUGCUGCUGAAGAUGUGGUUCCUCCUCCCUCCUGCUCUCCCUGGAACUCUGUUCUUUUAGCUGGUGUCACCUGCCUAGAGCUGUAUCCAUUAAAAAUUCUUAAUAUAAUA
Messenger RNA from Columba livia (rock pigeon), 6362 nucleotides. It is a transcript of the gene LAMC3, whose product is annotated as laminin subunit gamma 3. The record is from RefSeq and is a predicted model, not a curated record. Lineage: Eukaryota; Metazoa; Chordata; Aves; Columbiformes; Columbidae. The transcript is spliced from 28 exons. Gene Ontology annotation, cellular component: basement membrane. Bases 66 to 4802 code for a protein of 1578 amino acids. Gene Ontology annotation, biological process: substrate adhesion-dependent cell spreading; animal organ morphogenesis; tissue development.